UCUAUUAGUUGUAAUAUUGUUGGCCAUUCAUACACAAGUAUGAUAGCGAAUUUUAUUCUCUGGGUUCUUUUAAGUUUCUUUUUAUUACUAUGUUUAUAUUCAUACAGACUAUUCCGUUAUUGGAAAGAUCGCGGCAUUCCAUACGAUACACCCAAAUUAUUUAUCGGUAAUUUAGGGUUUGUCAUGAGAAAAAGUUUUUGGGAAUACUGUUUUGAAUUGAAAUCAAGGCAUCCGCGAGAUUAUGUUGGAAUAUUUCUCGGUUGGCAGCCUGCUUUGAUGGUACAAACACCGGAACUUGCAAAGAAGAUACUCAAUAAAGAUUUUUUGUACUUUCAAGAUAGAUUUUUGUAUUCAAAUGCUACGGACCCUCUUGGUUGCCUGAAUUUGUUUACUGUCAAGAAUCCAAUAUGGAAAAAUAUGAGGCACGAGCUCUCUCCCAUGUUUACAGCUAUGCGCCUUAAGAUUAUAACCGAACUUAUGAACCUCAAUGCAAAAGAAUUGGUACUGAAAAUCAAACGAGACUACGUUGACAAAAAAGAAAUGGUCGAUCUUAAGGAACUAUUUUCGAUGUACACAUCAGAUACUGUGGCUUACAGUGUUUUUGGAAUAAGAGUUAGUGUUUUAAAUGACCAAAACUCACCUUUGUGGUUUAUAACAAGUCACAUGGUCAAAUGGACAUUCUGGCGUGGCUUAGAAUUCACGUUAAUUUUUCUUAUGCCCGCUUUUGCUUCUAUUUUAAGACUAAAGUUUUUCUCUGAGGAAGCUACUGAAUAUAUAAAAAAGUUAUUCUGGAAAGUUGUUGAAGAACGAAAUAAAGCUAAAAACGCGAACUAUAAAGAUUUGGUAAAUCACUUGCUGAGUUUAAAAGAAAAUGUAAAGCUACCAGUCGACGCUAGCUCGCAAUUAGCUGAUGAUAUAAUGUUGGCGCAGGUAGCUGUGUUUAUAUUGGGUUCUAUUGAAACUUCAUCUUCUACUCUCAGUUAUUGUCUGCAUGAACUGGCUUAUCAUCCAGAAGAACAGGAAAUGCUUUACGAUGAAAUAAAAAAAGCGGUAAAUCAAAACGAUAUUGAAAUUAUGGAUUAUAAUAAUUUGAUGGAACUGAAGUAUUUAACUGCAUGUCUUCACGAGACAAUGCGUAAACACCCUCCAGUACCAUAUUUGGAUCGACUUUGUCAGAAAGAAUAUAAAUUGGAUGACCACGUUACAAUAGAAAAGGGUUUACCUGUAUUCAUAAACGUACUUGCAUUACAUUACAAUGAUGAGUAUUUCCCUGAUCCAGAAGAAUGGCGGCCUCAGCGUUUUAAUUCCUGUUCAGAAGGCGAUAAUCUUAACUAUAAUUUUCUUCCCUUUGGCGAAGGACCUAGAUUUUGUAUAGGUAAACGAUACGGCAUGAUGCAAAUGCGAGCAGCACUCGCUCAAGUGAUACUGAACUAUAAAGUAGAGCCAGCAGUGCCAUAUGCAGUGAGAUCUGAUCCAUUCGCUGUUAUAUUGGCUCCUAAAAAUAAAUUAAGUGUAAAAUUUAUUAAACGUUAGAGAAAAGUGUUUGGGUAAUGCAAUGAUUAAUUAUCAGGAAGUGCCAAAUUCGAUAUCAAAACGUUGCAAACUAAAUGCGUGGCUGCUCUUUACACACUUUCAUUUUAAAUUUUUGCAGUUUUAGUUGCCAAAAUAAAUUUAUAAAUAACCAAAAUUAUAGAGUUACGAAGUAUUUCUGUCGAGAAAAUUUACUAGAACAUCAGAUAUCUACAACUAUUUCAUCAGAAUUACGGCCAUCACAUCGCUUUGAACUUCAUAAAUUUAACAAUAGUUGAUGAGGUUUGAACCUAUAUUUGGAAUAGGUACUCACUUUAGAAGUUAUAGUUUCCUGAAAAACACUGUCAUAAAACAGACAUUUAAUUUUAUUUAUUUAGAUAAAGAUUAAUGCAAGGCCACCACAGCGAGGCAUAGUCUCUAAGAUGCUGGCAGCAUAAGAUAUUUACACAGAAUUAAGAGCAUACAGAAACCGUGUACUAGUUGUGUACACGAUUGAAGCUUCAAAAACCACACCACUUGAGUAUGGUUUCUCGAACCAACGGCUCGUCGCUUCACACCAUUUAGCAGUUGAAAGUUAUUUUACCCCUAAUUUUAUUUCAAAACGUUUCAUCAUAAAAGGGGAAAAAUUUUACAUUCCGCGGGUGUAAAGUGAAACGUGUGCGACGCGUUUUCACUAUUUUUGAACACUCAUUGCAUACAAAAAUGGCUGAAUGAGGAUUCUGUAUUUUCUUAAUUCAAUGGAUAUUUACGAACUGAAAAAACUGUGAAAGAAAACUAACAAAUGGGUGUCGGAAUAAAUGUACAACCUUACCUAGAUAAAAUAGUAUGGCAUAUAAAUAAAUAUGUCUGAAACA
This is a messenger RNA of Pararge aegeria (speckled wood butterfly), 2384 nucleotides long. It is a transcript of the gene Cyp332a1, whose product is annotated as cytochrome P450 6k1-like. The transcript has 8 exons. Lineage: Eukaryota; Metazoa; Arthropoda; Insecta; Lepidoptera; Nymphalidae. The coding region runs from base 40 to 1533 and encodes 497 amino acids. Gene Ontology annotation, molecular function: oxidoreductase activity, acting on paired donors, with incorporation or reduction of molecular oxygen; heme binding; monooxygenase activity. The record is from RefSeq and is a predicted model, not a curated record.